AUGUCGAUGCAAGUUGAGCCGGCUGACGACCUCGCCCAGGGCAUCAUAGGGACAGCCAAGCAGUCUCUACGCGACCUCUUCAUCUGGAAGAAACGUGUCGUCGUAUCUAAUGAAUAUGGCGAGACGCGCUGUGAGUGGCACGAGGCCGACUGCUUCGUCAAUCCGAUUCGCCUCUUCGCAGAGCUAUCAGCCCGCGAUUGGCUCUUUUUCCUCGUCGGAUUCUGCUCCUGGACAGCCGAUGCGUUCGACUUUCACGCCCUCUCUAUCCAAACCGUUAAGCUAUCUAAGUACUAUGACCGCUCCAAGACGGAUAUUAGUACCGCCAUCACUCUAACGCUAUUGCUCCGCUCCGCUGGUGCAGCUAUAUUCGGUCUCGCUGGCGAUAGGUGGGGGCGUAAAUGGCCUAUGGUCUAUAAUAUGAUUAUUCUAGGCUUAUUGCAGAUUGCUACCAUCUAUAGCUCGACUUUCACCCAAUUUCUAGCUGUGCGCAGUCUUUUCGGCAUCUUUAUGGGCGGUAUAUAUGGCAACGCUAUUGCUAUGGCUCUUGAGCACUGCCCAGCUAAUGCGCGGGGCCUUAUGUCCGGUAUCUUGCAACAAGGCUACUCGUUUGGCUAUGUGUUAGCUGCGUGUGCUAACCUAGGCGUGGGCGGUGGCGUGGAGUCGUGGAAGACGAUCUUUUGGAUCGGAGCCGGAAUCUCUAUUACUGUCGGCCUCUUGCGUAUUCCCUUCCCCGAAUCGAAGCAAUUUAUCGAGGCUAAGAGGACUGGCAAGAGGGUUACCUCACCGGGCGCUUUUUGGCACGAAACUAAGAAAAUGCUCGGCCAAGAGUGGAAGAUGUGCCUCUAUUGCAUCACUCUCAUGACAUGGUUCAACUACUACUCGCAUACAUCGCAAGACUCAUAUACGACUUUUAUGCUCACGCAAAAGGAGCUAGAUAACACAGGCGCAUCGCAGGCGUCUAUACUUAUGAAGGCAGGCGCCUGUAUUGGCGGCUGCGUUAUUGGUUACCUCAGCCAGUUCGUCGGCCGCCGGCGCGCUAUUAUUAUUUCAGCACUCGCCUCUAUCAUACUUAUUCCUGCGUGGAUCCUGCCCGAAGGCCAGCGUGCUCUUAGCGCUACAGGAUUCUUUAUGCAAUUCUUCGUUCAGGGCGCCUGGGGCGUUGUCCCUAUCCACCUCAACGAGUUAUCUCCUACUGCAUAUCGGUCGACGUUUCCCGGCGUGACGUACCAGCUCGGCAAUAUGAUUUCGUCACCCUCAGCACAAAUCGUAAACGCUAUUGCCGAGAAGACGUUUGUCACAAUAAAGAAUGGCGAUAGGGUCGAGGCGUACGGACCGACCAUGGGCAUUGCUACCGCUAUUAUUGCUCUCGGCAUCAUCGUCUCAACUAUGUUAGGGCCAGAGAGGCGCGGGCGCGACUUCGAGCAGAAGGUGGCAGGAAUGGAUAGCGACAGCAAGGUCCUGGACGAGGAGGGCAUGAACGAGAAACGCGGCGCCUGCGUGGAGCUCGAUGAGCGGAAAUAG
Messenger RNA from Purpureocillium takamizusanense, 1521 nucleotides. RefSeq lists its product as uncharacterized. The transcript is spliced from 3 exons. Gene Ontology annotation, molecular function: carboxylic acid transmembrane transporter activity. The coding region runs from base 1 to 1521 and encodes 506 amino acids. The record is from RefSeq and is a predicted model, not a curated record. Gene Ontology annotation, biological process: transmembrane transport; carboxylic acid transport. Lineage: Eukaryota; Fungi; Ascomycota; Sordariomycetes; Hypocreales; Ophiocordycipitaceae. Gene Ontology annotation, cellular component: plasma membrane.